Rubroshorea leprosula is the source of this 1364-nucleotide messenger RNA. The record is from the annotation of a GenBank genome assembly. NCBI's taxonomy places the organism in Eukaryota, Viridiplantae, Streptophyta, Magnoliopsida, Malvales, Dipterocarpaceae.
ACGAACUUCCCUUCAGACAUCAAUAUGGCCAACCCUUUUACCUUCUUCUUUCUCAUUUUUCUAGCAUUCACCCUAACCUCCAUGACUGAAUGUCGAUCUCUGCACCCGGAGACGAGUCCAAGUAGCCUCAAAGCACGAUUAAGACUCGAGGAUGACGACGAACUGCCCAACUGUUGGGACUCUCUAAUCCACCUUCAAGCCUGCACCGGGGAAGUAAUCUCGUUUUUCAUCCAGGGUGAAACGUAUCUUGGCCAUGCAUGUUGCGAGGCCAUACGUACCAUUGGGCGCAAGUGCUGGCCCAACAUGCUUGACACGCUGGGGUUUACCACGGAAGAAGGAGACAUGCUUGAGGGAUACUGUGAUCAUGAAAUCGAGGUGGAACCGCCUCCAGAGACCAUGGACACUGUCAAGCUAAUUGCUUCUAUAGUGGUAUCAGAGCUUUCUCAAACGAGCUUCUAUUCGUUAACCAUGGCCGACCAAACAACCCCAACAUCCAAUACUGGGAAAACAGUUGCUUCCAAAACCAACAACACCGUUGUCACCACCAUACCUGCCACCAGAAACACUCCGAACAACUCCAACUCCAGCAACAUGAUUACCUUCCAUGUUGCUUCCCAAUUCCCAGAUGAAUCCAUCCAACAUGCAAUUUUAACAACAGUUUCAGAAUCAGUCCACCCAUAUGUUGCCAGUGCAGAGACUGCUCAUGAGGCAUCUAUUAGAGCUCGAGAUGGACCACCUCUAUCUUUCGAAGAUUUGCAGGACAGACUUCUUGCUCAUGAAGAGUCCCUACAACGGGAAGAGAACCUAAAUCAUGAUAAUGCUCCAGUGAUUGCUCAAUUUGCUACCUUGAAUUCUCAGUCUAGCAACGGCUCCAAUUGGCAUGGAAGCAAUCAGGAUCAUUUUGCUCCGUCUCGGAAUCGCAGGCCCUCUAAUGGAUCUAAACAAAACCUUGCACAUUUUGGCCCAAGUAAUCACUCACAAUCCAUUAAUGCUAGCUCAUCCAGUCGUGGUAAUCGUGGUGGGCGAGGUGCAAGGGGCCGAGGCAACAAUCGAAACUCAUCAAAUAGGUACAAUAAUCGCAAUAAUAUUGCUUGUCAAUUUUGUAAUGGUUUUGGUCAUUUUGCUAGGGAUUGCCUUGAUCUUCGAAAUCAUGCUCAUGUUGCCAAUUUUGCUACUACUUUGAGUACCAAAAAGAAUGAAUGGUGGAUAGACUCUGGAGCCUUCGACCAUGUGACACCAGAUCUAGCUAAUCUUGCACUUCACUUAGAAUAUGAUGGUCCUGAUGAAUUGAUCAUUGGGGAUGGAUCAGGUUUGACUAUCUCUCAUGGGUGACACCACAAUCUCUAUAAAGCAUAAACCCUUGU